Desarmillaria tabescens is the source of this 3205-nucleotide messenger RNA. Its product is annotated as CBF/Mak21 family-domain-containing protein. NCBI's taxonomy places the organism in Eukaryota, Fungi, Basidiomycota, Agaricomycetes, Agaricales, Physalacriaceae. The record is from RefSeq and is a predicted model, not a curated record. Gene Ontology annotation, cellular component: nucleus. Bases 30 to 3128 code for a protein of 1032 amino acids. The transcript has 10 exons.
CGUUCCUGCUCAAAUUUCACUUUUCCAAAAUGGUUCGCGUUCGAAAGGACAAGGCGGGCCCAUCUAAGGGUCAUAGCAAGACGUCUACCAAGCAAGACUCUACCGCCAAAAAGGACAAACACAACGUCCUACAACAGCAAAUUUCUGCCCUGGGUGGAACAGCGGACGAUUAUGAUUUGGUGAAGAAUGUGGGACCUGUAUCCGUGACGGGGUCGGUCCCAGUAGACCCAAAGCUAGCAAAGGAUGUUUCUUCCUUCCUCCAGGACUUGAAAACUGGAGUGAAGACUAGCGGCAAAGUCAAAUCUACGGAACGUCAAAAGAAAGAAGAAAAACCCACUCAAAAGUCGAAGAAAAAGAAGAGUGUCGGUACCGAAAAGAAGGUUCCUCCAGUGGAGAAUCAUGCACCUCCUCAGGCUGAAGUUUCUGAAAUAUCCCAACUGCCGAAAAAGAUCACCUUCAGUUCGAAAAGCGCGUUUAUUAUCCAGCCUGCUCCUCAGUGGUAUUCUCUGGACCUCCCGGCAAUACCAGCAACGUCUUCACUUCCUUCUUCUGCUGAUAUUGGGUCUCAAACGUCCCACGCCGCAUCAUUGCAUUCUCGCGACAUCGAAACUUUCAAAUCCUCAUCAUCCUCUCAGACUUCGGAAGCGAGCUUCCUGUCCAAGAUCAUACAAUCCGGUACACUAUCUGAUCGUUUAAGUGCCUUGACGCUACUUGUUCAGAGUGGACCGAUACAUAAUGUCAAGGCAUUGGAGACGCUGAAGAGCAUGGCGGAACGCGGUAAAGGCAAAGGCGGAAGAGAAGAGAGCUUGAAGGCAUUGCGAUGCAUCGUUGACUGGUGGGUUGGUGGUGGUGCACCAAACCGGAAGUUGAAGUAUUUUCGGGACCGACCAGUUCGACAUCCAUCUGUAACAGACCAGCAUCUGUUACUGUGGUACUUUGAGGAUUGGCUGAAGAAGUACUUCUUCUCCGUUCUCCAGAUUUUAGAGACGCUGUCAUUGGACCCCUUGCCUUAUGUCCGAACACAGUCCCUGAAUCUCAUCUCUACCUUGUUACGUGAUAAACCUGAGCAGGAGCAGAAUCUACUUCGACUGCUUGUCAACAAGCUCGGUGAUACAGACAAGGCUAUCUGCUCACGAGCAUCCCAUCAUAUUCUUCAACUGCUCCAAACUCACCCGUCAAUGAAAUCGGUGAUUGUAAACGAGAUCACGUCCUUCGUUCUGCGCCCCAUUGCUCCACCCCCUACAUCAUCAUCAACCACACCAGCUGAAGUGGCGAACCGCCGCAUACGAUUCAACGAGGCAGAGAAACCAAAACCAAAACCCAGCACCGAGAAGAAAGUAGGAAACCCGCAUGCCCGGUAUUAUGCGACGAUCACGUUCAACCAGAUCGUGCUUACUCCUGAUGACCGGGAAGUGGCACUUAAACUGAUCGAUCUAUAUUUCGAGAUCUUCAAAGAGCUGCUUGGGGAAGGCGAUCAUGAUGGCGGGGCAGACCAUGAUGAUCCUGAGGAGAAAGAGGUAGUAAAAGACAAAUCAGGUCGGCUCAUUGAUGGCAAGCGCGGAAAAGGUAAGCUCAAGGGAAAGGGCAAGGGGAAAGGGAAGAUGGCAGAGAUACGAGGUGCUGCUGGCUUUACAGAAGUCGAAGAUGCAAACUCAAAACUCAUCUCUGCUAUUCUGACUGGGGUAAAUCGCGCAUUACCUUUCGCGAAAAUGGAUGUUGGGGAUGCUAGACUUUCAAAACAUAUCGACACCUUGUUCUUGAUCACGCAUACUUCAACGUUUAAUAUCUCGUUGCAGGCCUUGGUGCUCAUUCAGCAGAUUGCAGCUUCCUUAUCCACAGUCAAAGCUUCCUCUUCCUCAUCAUCCGCUCUGUCGAAGUCAAUCAUUGAUCGAUUCUACCGCACCCUGUACGACUCUCUUCACGAUGCACGCUUGGCAUCAUCUUCAAAACAAGCCAUGUACUUGAAUCUUUUGUUCAAGUCCAUCAAAGCGGAUGUGGGAAAGGUCGAGGGAGAGCGCGUCAAGGCUUUAGUACGACGUUUUGUCCAAGUCUUGGUCUCAGGUGGUAACGGUGCUACGGAGUUUGUUGCUGGAGGGCUCUUCUUGUUGGGAGAGUUGUUCAGCACUACACCCGGCUUGAAGGAGAUGAUAUAUGAUCCUCCCAAAACAGAUGCUGAAGCUUAUGACCCUCGCAAAAGGGACCCACAAUAUGCUCACGCGUCCUCUUCGCCGCUUUGGGAACUGACUCCCUUGUUGCACCACUAUCAUCCAACGAUAUCUCUGCAUGCACGUCAAAUUCUUUCUUCGCAGCCAUUGACGGCCAGUGCCGAUCUGUCGCUGAAUACCCUCUCGCAUUUCUUGGACCGAUUUGUGUACAAGAAUCCCAAGAAAUCCGCGACCACGAAGGGUGCCAGUGCAAUGCAGCCUGCUGCAAGCGGGCUUGAUGGAACCGGCGUCAAGUUGAUGAAAGGUGACACAAGCGGGAACGUUCUGGUAAACGAUGCGGCAUUUAUGAAAAUGAGAAUACAGGAUGUUCCUGUGGACGAGAUGUUCUUUCACAAAUUCUUCGCCCGAAAGAAUGAAAGGAAUCAAUCAAAAGUCGAAAAAGAUGCCAGUGAAGAUGAAGACGAAGAUGAAGGAGAUGAUGGAAGCGGGGAGGAGAUGGAUCUUACCGGUGAUGAGGCUGCGGCUGCCGGAGAACAAAUUGCUGAGGACAGUGAGAGCGAGGAUGAGGAAGAAGUCUGGAAGGCUAUGAAAGCUAGCAUGCCAAAGGCGGAAGGCGAUGACGAUCUCAUGGAAGAUAGCGACAUCGACGAAGAUGACUUACCAUCGGACUUUGACGCCGAUGAAGACGACGACGACGAACCUGACGAUGAUGGUCUUUCGUUAGCUGAAGGCUCCGACAAUGACGAUCUAAUUUCACUGGAUGGUGAUAUGCCUGAGGGCCUGAUUGAAUACGAUGGGUCCGGCGAGGAAGAAGAGUGGGGAGGUAUCGAUUCUGGAAAUGGGAAACGAAAACGAACGGAAGAGACCAAGGAGAAGCGGAAGAAGUUCAAGUCGUUGCCCACCUUUGCCAGUUAUGAGGAUUAUGCGAAGAUGAUCGAGGAUGGUCCAGAAGAUGAUAUAUAAGAUCUGUAGAGUCGACCAAUACAACUGCUCUGGUAUAUCUGUUUCCAGCGGAAUCUCAGUGAGGACGUAAAAUGUCG